This is a messenger RNA of Momordica charantia (bitter melon), 2047 nucleotides long. It is a transcript of the gene NINJA, whose product is annotated as Putative interactor of JAZ. Gene Ontology annotation, cellular component: nucleus. Gene Ontology annotation, biological process: negative regulation of DNA-templated transcription; jasmonic acid mediated signaling pathway. Lineage: Eukaryota; Viridiplantae; Streptophyta; Magnoliopsida; Cucurbitales; Cucurbitaceae. The record is from RefSeq and is a predicted model, not a curated record.
AAAAAACCGAAAAAAAGGAGAGAGAGAAAAAAGGACGAAACGUUUCUCACAGCUGCAGAUUGCCGAAAUUUCCCACGAGUGCUCCGCUGUGCAAGACGCCAUGGCUCAAGCCUUAGGGUUUCCAUUUCAGGUAAUUGCAUGUGAUCACCUUCUGUGCUGGCUAUCUUGAUGGCUCAUGAGUGAUUUUUUCCAUUUUGUUAUUUUGUGUAUCAUUACAUGCGAUAAGAUUUAAUUCUCCUUGGUUCGUAGUUCCGUGAGUGUCUAGAGAGCAACACUUGAACAGAAAACCAGGAUUGAGAAUGUAUGUCCUACCCAUGUCAACAAAGUUUCAGUGAGAAAGAUGGAGAAUGAGGAUGGGCUUGAGCUUAGCUUGGGUCUGUCCCUCGGUGGAGCGUCCAUCAAGUCUAAAGGUAAAAUCACUAACUCCUCAGGUACAAAUGCUGCGGAAAGCGAUAGAGGCAAUAAAUUGGUUGAUGAUUUUAAGAAUUUUCUUCAUGGAGAUAAUCAGAGGCAAGAAUCAGACACUGGAUCUUUCCAGAGUAAUUCAAUUCCAUCAAAUGAUAAUUUCUUCAAUGACCUGUCCAAGUCCGGUAUAGAUGGAGACCCUUCUACUGAUUUGAAGAGGAAAGGAACCUGGAUUGAAAGUAGUAACCAGUAUGCAGAAGCUGAGGAUGAAAAUCUGGCGGAGAUUGGCAAUAAGCGCAAGUUGUUGUUCGUCGAAAUGAACAGUCAAAAGAAGCAGGAGAGGGAAUCUCAUAUUGUUGAUUUACAUGAAAAGGCAAGGGCAUCGCACAUUUCCUCUACCGAAGAUGGCUCAACUGCCGAAAAGGGAGAUGUGGUAGAGUCUGGAGUUGAAGGUCCAACAUCAAGGGCAGCAUCAAAACAUGACGACGGCUCCAAACAAUGUAUAGGAGAUACCAGUUUGCCCAAAGUUUCAAAGGAGGUCUAUGGGUUUUCUGAUUCAGGUGCUGUAGACUUAAGUAGGCAGAAAAGGUUUAACAGUUCACCAGCUGGUGCUCCAAACUCUGUACAAACCAUGAAUAUGAAUAAUUUGCCCUUUUCAUUAUCGGUCAAGGAUGCUAACACUUUCGAUACACCUAGCACAUCUGGCCACUUGCAACUUGGAAUCCAGCACAUGCUUCCCACUGCAAAUGGCGAUUGUUCAGGGGCUGAACGUGUACACCCCAGAAACUUGCCUCUCAUGGGUGGCGUUUCGCCACUCCACAUUUCAGCAACAGACAAGGAUAAGGCAUGGGGUUUGGUUUCUCAUCCCCAAAUCAUCCAUCAUCCCUAUGUUGGUGGGGGCUCAUCGACUAACUCAGCUGCUGUGCAAGCAAUUGGACAUUUUACAUCCGAGGGUUUGUUGUACGCUGGGCAGGCAACUGAACACGCCAAAGGCGACAGCAGACAUCCUGCCAUGGAAGAGGGCUCCUCUUCUCGAGCAGAACAUGUGAAAGGAAGCAGCAUCAACAAUAACGCAAAAGACGUGUUAGAACGAUCGAAAGCAGCAGGCGUCUCCCUUGAUUUUCCAGCUAUAAAGCCGGGCAUUGCUGCAGAAAUUGAAUUUGGGGGAUGUGGUUCAUACCCAAAUCUUCCUUGGGUUUCCACCACUGGCCCUUCAGGUAAGACAAUCUCUGGUGUAACGUAUAGAUUCAAUGCAAACCAGAUAAAGAUUGUUUGUGCUUGCCAUGGUAUUCACAUGUCUCCUGAAGAGUUCAUUCGACAUGCCAGUAGCGAGAAUUUUAAUGCACAGAAUGACAAUGCCCCCGGGACGAUUCCAAAUAAAAGUUCUGCUGCCUCAGCACAAAGCUGAUCUCGAUAGCAUCUGUGUGAUUUGUUUAGAAUGAAAAUGUCGGAGUCACGGAGGGGGAAGAGAAGAGACUGGCAGACAUGAUUUUGCAGGCACCUGUUUCGUUAUUUACUUCCUUGUAAGAUAAGGUGAGCUGAUGGUGUUCAAAUAUUUCUGAUGUAUCAUAAUUCUCAUCGUUAAAUAGUCUUUAUUAAGUUAAUUUUCACAAUUCUAACGUUCUGGGAGCGUUCUGAAAAA